Guyanagaster necrorhizus is the source of this 1188-nucleotide messenger RNA. RefSeq lists its product as uncharacterized. Bases 234 to 914 code for a protein of 226 amino acids. The transcript has 3 exons. Lineage: Eukaryota; Fungi; Basidiomycota; Agaricomycetes; Agaricales; Physalacriaceae. The record is from RefSeq and is a predicted model, not a curated record.
UGACUAUUCUACACCCGCCAGACACCCUUUUGUCAAGUACAAGAGCAAAUAGUCACGAUUGUAGCCGACCCCGACUGCGUUCUUCUUGUUCUUAUUGUUCUUGCUUUCAUUAAGUGGGUGAUAUAAAGGGAUGCAUGGCACGAGGCUGGACUACCACGAUACAGAUACAACCAUUAGUCCGCCCUCCUCCCUUAUCCUUGGUGCUCCAUCUGCUGUCCAGCUAUACUUAGUCAAUGCCUACCUACCUCACUCACGGCCAGUGUCUGCUCAUAGACUCUUCAUACUAUCUCCGAAGGGCUCAGGCUCCCUCAUGUCCGUCAGCACACUCUCCCUCCAGGAAGGUAUUCGAUAUCCCUCCUUCCCGUUCAUUCCCUAUCCCUCGUUCGUUCUCUCCGCCUGACUGGAACUGUCUUCCAGAGAGCGACCAGCACUGGCUCAAAGUUCGACUGCGGAAUAAUCUCCAAGCUGGCGACCUCUCCAGCAUGCCCUCCUGGUUCCCGUUCCUCCGCCUCAUGCCUUCCUCGUGUCCUUCCUCGCCAGCAUCCUAUCAGUCAUACGAAUUCCGCCAGGAGUUUCCUACCUCUAGUGGGGGCUGUGCCGUGACUUUCUCGUUCUGCGCAGUCCAAGAGCAGCUCUUCACAUGGCGGAUAGCCCUGCCGUCGAGUCAAUGGCAGACGGAGGGCCAACCUAUGACUAUGGCACAGGUUCAGGUCCACAGGUCUGUGAUGAAUACGCCGUAUUGGAGGUUCAUGGAAAAGGAUCCUUCGGUCAUCUUGCGCGCUCUGUCCACGUCUCUCGAACUGGGGGUUUUGAUCACGAUCGCGCCUAGGCAGCUGUUCUCUCAGGAGAUCUCGUAUAUGGCUACGAGUAUUGAUGGAAAGCAGGAGAUUCUAUACUCGGCGCAAUGCCAGUGAUGAUCAUUCAGUGUCACUGGGUUUCUAAUUUCCCAUCCAAAACGUCGUUCCUGAUACGGCGGCCUUGAGAUUCGCAUUCAGGAUUUCGAUUUUCAACCUCAUGACCUAAUCAUUUGUCUAUUCACAUUAUCAUUAUUACUACCGGACUCGGAGCUGUUUCACGCAUGUACAUGUUUAUACUGAUGUCACAUCCACGUCUCCUUACCCACAACUUCCUAUAUAUAUACACCAUACGCUGUCCAAUUACACCCUUGUAUCUCUACUCAACAUUCCU